AUGAAGUAUAAAUCUAUUGAUACAGUCGUAGAAGUUAAUGAUGCUGUCCAUUAUCCUGUCGAGUUCUUACAUACACUCAAUCCACCCGGAAUACCAUCUCAUAUUCUCAAUCUUAAAAUUGGAGCACCAAUAAUGUUACUGCGCAAUUUGAGUCAUCCAAAACUAUGUAACGGUACCAGACUACAAGUGAAAAAUUUACAUAAAAAUAUUAUUGAAGCUACAAUUUUAACAGCUAAACAUAAAGGAGAAGUCGUAUUUAUUCCAAGAAUUCCUUUGGUUCCAUCUGACUACCAUUUCAACUUCAAACGUCUACAAUUUCCUGUUAGGGUUUGCUAUGCUAUGACUAUCAAUAAAGCGCAGGGGCAGAGCUUAAGAUUAGCUGGUGUAGAUUUGAGACAUGAUUGUUUUUCUCAUGGUCAGUUUUACGUGGCAUGCUCAAGAGUCAGUUCACCGCACAACUUGAUUAUUCUUCAACCAGAAAAAAAGACGAAAAACAUUGUUUACAAGGAAGUUUUAAGUUUGUAA
Messenger RNA from Microplitis demolitor, 525 nucleotides. Its product is annotated as ATP-dependent DNA helicase PIF6-like. The transcript has a single exon. The coding region runs from base 1 to 525 and encodes 174 amino acids. Lineage: Eukaryota; Metazoa; Arthropoda; Insecta; Hymenoptera; Braconidae. The record is from RefSeq and is a predicted model, not a curated record.